Molecule: messenger RNA, 1595 nt
Organism: Amphibalanus amphitrite
Lineage: Eukaryota; Metazoa; Arthropoda; Thecostraca; Balanomorpha; Balanidae
Product: fez family zinc finger protein 1-like
Exons: 2
Coding region: 136-1512 (458 amino acids)
Cellular component (GO): nucleus
Source: RefSeq, a predicted model, not a curated record
CGGCGGCGGAGUGGCGCCGGCCUGUGAGGCCAGUCGUGGCCAGCGCGGCGGCCGCAGCAGCCUCAGCCGAGCAGCGGCGCCGCACCGUUUGCCUGCCCGCGGAGGUGGUGCCGGACGCGGAUACAGGGCAAUACAAUGGCAACUCCACAAAAGUCAGAGGGUGACCAGGCGGCCGAUGACGUCACGUCUCCGUUGAGGUCACCUGCCCAAGCGGCCACAAGCGGGGGCGGGCGGCUCAAGUUCAGCAUCGCCAGCAUCAUGGAGUUCGAGGACGAGAGGUCGACAGAGUGCCACCGCCAGUCGAGCGAGCCGGGAGAGGAAUCAGACGCAACAGGGGAGGACUCCCAGCCGAGCGGCACUCCGUGCGAGGGCAGCAGAGACUCGGAGGAGCUCCAGGAGGAGUCAGAGGACGGUCAGCGGGCGGAGGAGCGCAGCCCGCAGUCGGAGGGUCACGGCGCCGGGCCGCAGCGGGACGCGGCGCUGCCGACGCGGCCCUGCGCCGGCCGGCUGGGCGGCGCGCCGGGCGCCGACGGCGGCGUCAGCCUGCUGCACCGCUCGCCGUGGCUGUACCAGUACUACAGCCUAGCGUCGGCCGGCGUGCUGCCCACCCUGCCGCCCUACUCGCUGCUCUCCAAGCCGUCCGCCUUCAGCCAGUACCCGGGGGCCGCCGCGGCGGAGGCGGCGGUCGGCGCCCGGCUGGCCAGUCCCGAGAAAGGGCCGGCCGCCAGUCCGCCGGCCAGCGCGGCGGCCACCUCCACCCGGCCGGCAGCCGGAGCCGCCAAGGGCAAAACCUUCACCUGCCCCGAGUGCGGCAAGGUGUUCAACGCCCACUACAAUCUGACGCGCCACAUGCCCGUGCACACGGGCGCCCGGCCGUUCGUCUGUAAGGUGUGUGGUAAGGGCUUCCGCCAGGCGUCCACCCUCUGCAGACACAAGAUCAUCCACACCUCGGAGAAGCCGCACAAGUGCAAGACGUGCGGCAAGGCCUUCAACCGCAGCUCCACUCUGAACACGCACAUGCGCAUCCACAGCGGAUACAAGCCGUGGGUUUGUGAGUUCUGUGGAAAGGGCUUCCACCAGAAGGGCAACUACCGCAACCACAAGCUGACGCACAGCGGCGAGAAGGCCUACAAGUGCCACAUCUGCAGCAAGGCGUUCCACCAGGUCUACAACCUCACCUUCCACAUGCACACGCACAAUGAGAAGAAGCCGUUCAUCUGCGAGCUCUGUGGUAAGGGAUUCUGCCGUAACUUCGAUCUGAAGAAGCACACGCGGAAGCUGCACGAGUCGGAGCCGGGCGGUACGGACGAGGCCGAGCCGGUCGCCAGUCUGUCCGGCGGCGGCGAGCCGUACCGGCCGGCGGCGGCUGGCGGCCCGCUGCUCACCGCCGGCUACCCGCUGCUGCCGCCGCUCGGCGCGCCCUUCCCGGCACUGCUGGGAGCCCACUCGGCGGCCGGCCCGCUCCGGCUGCCCCCCUACCUGGACCGGCUGCACUACACCCACCCGCUCUGAGGCCCACUAUACCACUACCCCUCCCUCUACACACACCCGCUCCGUGGCCCCCUCCGACUAUCCCCUACACGCCCCCACUCUGA